AAACGUGGAGGAUGAAGAGGAGACAUUAAGGAGGAAAAAAUAAACUUAAAAUCCGGAUAAAACUCUUCAAAUAUACCCACACAAAGAAGACACAAACUCAUCCACAAAGGCGUCGCUGCAGAGAAGAAAAGCGCACCGCAGCAUUUACGCGUUGUGAAGAGGUGAGAGAGGACUCUUACAUCAUUUUGGAAUUAAAGGAAAGAAUUCGUCCACAGAAGAGGUGUGUCUGAUGUGACGCCAGCGGGCUGGCUCAGGGAACACAACUUCAAUACAAUGUAGACACCAAAAACCAGACGGAAUAAGAGUCUGAAGACCGAGCCGACAGAAGGAGGGCGACUUCAAGGCGGAGGGAGAACAGCUGUGGUGGACCGACAACCGGCAGAAGAUCAAAAGUGAAAGCAGAACAGAGAGAGAGAGAGAGAAAGAAAAAGAAGGAAGCUUCAGACUGUGAAUCAUUGACGUGAACCUUUUGUGUUCAGCGGCGUCAUCUACUCCUUCCUGCAAAGUGCUCACUCGCUCUCCCGUCUCCGCCGGAGAAGCAUCAAGAUCUUCUGAGGGCCUCCUCUCUGCAGCGUCGACACCCAUCAGAGCGAGACUCCAGCCGCCGUCAGCAUGUGCCAUGUCAUUGUCACCUGCCGCUCCAUGCUGUGGACUCUGCUGAGCAUUGUGGUCGCGUUCGGAGAGCUCAUCGCCUUCAUGAGCGCCGACUGGCUGGUGGGAUUCCCCCGAACCCCGGACGCCGUCUUUAGCCCCCAUGGGGCCACCGCGGCCGGCGAGGCCUACAGGCCCACGUUGGGCAUCUACAGCCGCUGCAUUAAACUGCCCCACCUGAAGCGCGGGAUUCUGUGCGGGCCGUACGCGAUACACUUUGGGGAGAUUGCCAGCGGGUUCUGGCAGGCCACGUCCAUCUUCCUGGCGGCGGGGAUCCUGCUGCUGUGCGCCGUGGCGUUCAUCUCGGUCUUCACCAUGUGCUUCCAGAGCAUCAUGAAGAAGAGCAUCUUCAACGUGUGCGGGCUACUGCAAGGGAUCGCAGGUCUGUUUCUGAUCCUGGGUCUGAUGCUGUACCCCGCUGGCUGGGGUUCGGACAAGGUCCAGCUGUACUGCGGUGUGGACGCGGCUCCGUACCGGGCCGGUCUUUGCUCCAUGGGCUGGGCCUUCUACACCGCCAUGGGAGGCACCUUGCUCACCUUCGUCUGCGCCGUCUUCUCCGCUCAGGCCGAGAUCGCCACCUCCAGCGACAAGGUCCAGGAGGAGAUCGAGGAGGGGAAGAGCCUCAUCUGCCUCCUCUGAGGCCCAGAUACUCUAGUCCUGUCGGGGAAAAAGAGAAGAAGAAGAAGAAGAAGAAGAAGAGACGGCUCCCCUUCUGUCUUUGAUGAGGCUGGCCUGUGAAAUGGAGGCCCCGGCGUUGUUUACCACUAAAAACCGACUCUUUGUUUGUCUCCGUUUUGUGUUUAUGUGGGAGAAAUCUACAAGUGCCAAGUUUUUUUUUCUCAGCGUUCAGUCUUUUGUCUUCGUGUUGGUGUUUAGCCGUGUGGAGAGGCUCCGUCUGUCUCCACGUGUUCUGUAAAUAAGUGUGAUUAUAUAUAUAUUUUGUACAUAGCGAUGAUUGCAAAAUGAUUGGUUGGGCUGAUGAUGUCACUCUUGCCUUUUGCCACCAGACCACGGGCAGCAAAACCUGUUAAGUGUCUGCCACGUGUGAGCGUUAACUCAACAAGGGAACCACUAGUCAGUCCGAAUAAACUACUCGCAGAAGGAACUGAAUUAUUUUGUUUGCAGACCUUUGAAAUGUAUCGACGGAAAAAAUGAUUAUUGCACGAGGACGAUGAAGCUCUGUGGUGCAUUCUGUUUGUCCUCUAAUCUGCAAAAGAAUCCUGAAAUGAAGUACUCUGUGUCUGGUCCUCCUGCAGCAGACGUCCUGUAAUCUGUGCACAGAGACGUGGGCGUGCACGAUGAGGACAUGAAGUAUUACUGUUGGUAGUGACGUCUGGUUUUCAGGGAGUCUGUGGAGUCAUAGAUGGUGUCCUUCUGCCAAACGAAUAAAGAGAACG
Messenger RNA from Anoplopoma fimbria (sablefish), 2048 nucleotides. It is a transcript of the gene lhfpl2a, whose product is annotated as LHFPL tetraspan subfamily member 2a. The record is from RefSeq and is a predicted model, not a curated record. Gene Ontology annotation, cellular component: membrane. The coding region runs from base 613 to 1290 and encodes 225 amino acids. The transcript is spliced from 4 exons. NCBI's taxonomy places the organism in Eukaryota, Metazoa, Chordata, Actinopteri, Perciformes, Anoplopomatidae.